Molecule: messenger RNA, 3924 nt
Organism: Ustilago hordei
Lineage: Eukaryota; Fungi; Basidiomycota; Ustilaginomycetes; Ustilaginales; Ustilaginaceae
Exons: 1
Coding region: 1-3924 (1307 amino acids)
Biological process (GO): mismatch repair; nucleotide-excision repair
Cellular component (GO): cytoplasm; XPC complex; nucleus
Molecular function (GO): single-stranded DNA binding; damaged DNA binding
Source: RefSeq, a predicted model, not a curated record
AUGAGUUCCCCGCGUAGACCGGCCCGACGACAACCUCGAAAGCCGCCAACGCUUUCACAUGACCUGCAUCGCCCAGAAGCAGAUCCAGAAGAGGUGUUCGAAGUACAAUCCAUUUCAGACGAUAGUAGCGCUGCUUCUAUAGCUGAGCCUCCAAAGAUGACCUCAAGAACAAAAGCAGCUGCCCCAACCCGGCGCACGGGCCCGAGUGCUAAGGCUGCAAAGCAGCCACUUUCGCAGCAUGUCAUCGAGGUGUCCACAGACGGCUCUGUGGGGCAUCAGGAUGAUACACACCAAGAUAUGCACCUCGAAUUUGAGGAUGUGCAAGUCGCCGAUACCUACAAUGCUGCCGAUGCUUCCCAAGAUGACGACGAAGGUCUCGACAUGGAAGAUGUCGAUCUGGACCAAGAUCAGUCAGCUCAGGACCUGCAAGACAUGUACGCAGCCGCCUAUCGAGACAUCCAAGCCAAGUACGGUGAUGGAACAACUGAGGAUGAUGGCGAACGAGUUGAUGAUGAUGAUGAUGAUGAUGAUGACGGUGCUGGCAACGAUGCCUCAGGGUCCAAGGCUAUCCCGAUCUUCAAGGAUGGCAAGGGCCAGCAUCGCGGUGUCGAGAUCUCAAUGGGAAGCCGCAGUUUCAAGCAGGCCGACACGCCCAAACAGAAGUCCAACAACUUUCUCACGCCUCGCGAUCGACAGAACCGUAUCACGGCACACAAGCUUCUGGUUCUCUCCAUGCUCGCACAUGCACGAGUUCGCAACAAGUGGUGCAACGACGAAGACCUUCGCGACACUCUGGCAGAAUCGGUUCCAGACUAUCUUGUCACUAAGCUGCGGUCGAUUCAUCCUAAGAAGGUUACAGAGCAACGCGAGAGGAUACGCAUGUUCGAGAGCUUUCUCUCCGACCUGGUCCGGUGGUGGUCUCAAAGGUUUCGCCUAGACCCGACAAUGGUAGCCGACUCAGCUUUGCGACAGCCAGACCAAGAUAUUGCAACAGGUGUCAUCCCGGGUGCAGGGAGACGGGUCGAUGGUUGGAUCGUGGAGACCGCAGCUGAGCGAGAACAGAGGCAUCGCCGCGAGCGAAGGGAGCAACAACGCUACAAGGAAGCUAAAGAGCCUCAGAGUAAGAGCGCUGCCGAGGCUGAUGGACGGAGUAAGAGCAAAGGCAAGGCACGGGCAAUAGAUCAGAACAGCUCUUCUGCUCUCAAGCCGCCAAGUAAAGCAAUGGAGAUCACCAUCUUUGCCCCAGGAUCGGCCGUUCGUCCGAUCUAUCUACGACUUUUGCCAGCAUCCGAGCAGAUUGACUCCCCAGCAGGGCUGAAGCAGCGCGCUCAGGAACGAUCAGGCUCGAGAGAGACGAGCGCACAGCUCUUUUGUGCCCUGUGUCGAUCCAUGGGCAUACCCGCAAGACUCGUAGUGAGUCCCCAACCACUGUCAUGGAGUGUGGGUGCCAGCAAGCUCGCCAACACUGCCCAACCAGGCAGCCAAGCCGAGAAGAAGCCUAACCCGUUGCGAGCUAAGAAUAAGGGUUCAGGGUCGCGCCGAUUCACCUCUAAGCCGGUACAUGAGUUCACAUCGGACGAGGACGGUAACUAUAGCGCAUCAGGUGCGUCAUCGGCUGCACGUAGCAAACGCUCGCAACGUUCCAUCAGCGUCGACUCGCUGUCUUCCGCCGAGGAAGCGACGGCGAGUGAUGUAAGUCAUGGCAAACACAAUAGUUCUCCCAGGGGUCGUCCAGCAGCAAGAGACACGGAGGAUCUAGCCAAGAAGGCUGUGCUAGGUGCCAAGGCGAACUCGAACGCUGCGGGCAAGCCAAGUCCUCGGGGCAAGCGCAACCAACCGAUCACAGUAGAUGAUUCUGCCUCAGAUGCGUCUUCCAGUCGAUCUGCUCCCAAUGCUCAGACAAAGGCCGGCAAACAGACCAACGCCAGCCCUUCGACACGCGCCAAGGGGAAGGCAAGGCAGUCCGAAGCAAUCAAUGUCGAUGAUGUGGCAAGCAACGGUAAUGAAGACGAGGAUGAAGAUUAUCGUCCCGAAAAAUGGAAGAAUCUCCAGGCCCCGCUCAAGGUCGAACACAAGGUCAAGCUGCGGUCCUUCCGUCCCAAACAGCUCAAGGACUCUGAGAUUGCCGGCGAAGACACCACAGCCGAUCCAGUCGACCUGCAGGCGCCUCCAACGAUGUGGGUCGAAGUCUUCUCCAAGCCUUAUCAAAAAUGGAUCACCGUCGACCCUGUUCGAUCUCUUGUGCGUCCAUCUGGCAACCGACACAUGGAGCCACCUGCCUUCGAUCGUCAGAACAAGCUCAUCUACGUCGUCGCCUUUGAGGAGGACGGGUAUGCUCGAGACGUUACUGCACGAUACACAAAGACGCUCAAUUCCCGAGUUUCUCGCUUGCGGCCGCCAACACGUGCGAAGGGAGAGCAAGAUUGGUGGAGUAAGGUAGGGCGUGCCAUUCAUCGCCCACAGAAGCUGGAUCGUGAUGCGAUGGAGGACGCCGAACUGCAAGACAACAGCUCCCGUGAGCCCAUGCCCUCAUCCAUGAACGGCUUCAAAGACCACCCCAUUUACUUCCUCGAAAAGUUUCUCAAGAGAGACGAGGUUAUCUUCCCUCGACGUCAGAUUGCCACUUUCCAAGGCACACGCGUGUUCUCCAAGUCCGACGUCCUCACACUGCGGUCUUCACGUCAGUGGUACAACGAGGGCCGGGUCGUGAAAGACGGUGAAGUCGCGCUCAAGUUUGUCAAAGCACGCGGCUAUACCCUUGCAAACAAACGAGCUGAGGAACAGGCUAGACUCGAAGGUCGCGAGGUUGCCCAGGAAGGUCUUUACGCUGAGUUUCAGACCAAGCUGUACGAGCCGCCACCUGUCGGAUCGGAUGGCACCAUCCCCACCAACGGGUUCGGAAACAUCGACCUCUUCGUUCCAUCGAUGCUUCCCGCCGGAGCAGUCCACCUUCCGUUCUCUGGUGUAGCAAAAGUAGCAAAGAAGCUCGGCGUUCCGUACGCAGAAGCAAUCACGGGUUUCGAGUUCCGCAAACAGCGCGGUAUGCCCAAAAUCACCGGCGUCGUGGUUGCACAGCAGAAUGCAGAGCUCGUGCAAGAAGCUUUCUGGCAGCAGGAGCAGCAAGAUGCGUUGAAGCAGCAGACCAAGAAGAUGGAGAGUGCAAUGAAAAAUUGGAGGAAGCUGAUUAAUGCUGUUCGUAUUGCGAAACGUGUUAAGGAGCAAUAUGGAGACAAGAUUGGUUCAAGUUCGAAGAAGACAGAUGUAUCGCAGAAGAAAGCUGCAGAAGAGCAGAAGACUGAUGAACAGGCAGAGAGGAGCCGCUUCUUCGCGCCAAAAGAGAACACAGCGCCUCAAGAAGAUGCCUCAAAUGCAGCUUCCACAGAGGAUGCUGUUGGUGGCGAGGACUUGAACAUUGACAUGCAUCCCGAAAAGGAACCCAAGGUUGCUGUUGAAUCCGCUCCAUCAACCGCACCCUCGACUCGAGGCAAACGUAAAAUCGUCUCGCUCGCUCAGCUAGCCUCCAAUGCGGGCCGAGAUGCUAACGACGACGAGUCCGACUCUAGUGUUAGCCCAACUCGUGCCACUCGACCUCCGGCAGGCAAGCGUCAACGCAGGUUGCCACAGAAAGUGGAAGUGCAAGAACCGACCAGUGUCAAGCGACCCAGACGCUCGACUGCAUGGGCAAAACCCAGGAUGGAAGCGCAACAGACAGAGAUGCCUCAGCGAAGAAGCUCGCGUCGAUCAGGCAGACAGCAGUAUGUCAAGUCAGCCACUGACGAUGAGAUUGAACUAGAAGAGCAAGUCAAGCCCGAAGAAGUGCAGCCGGAAGUAGAGACCUCAUGGGCUGAUGAGAAAGGAAAGCAAAAUACUCCCCGUCGAAGCAGUCGUAGGAUCACAGUGAAGCUUUCUACGAGCAAGAAGUGA